This is a messenger RNA of Lotus japonicus, 1174 nucleotides long. Its product is annotated as 18.0 kDa class II heat shock protein-like. The record is from RefSeq and is a predicted model, not a curated record. The coding region runs from base 267 to 962 and encodes 231 amino acids. The transcript has 2 exons. Lineage: Eukaryota; Viridiplantae; Streptophyta; Magnoliopsida; Fabales; Fabaceae.
GUCAGCUUUUUUGCACAUGUUGGAAAACUACAUAGGUCAUCACCAUUCACCACCACCCUAAGUUUCACAUUAUAGUUCAAGUUUGGAAUAAGGAUGUUCAAGCAAGGAAAGCAAGCCAUCCAUCAAACUUGAUCAUGAGGUAAACGUGGAAAAUUGGAAACCAGAGCACACAUUUAUAUAGCUUUCACAGGUUGCAUGAUAAUCAUAUUAGUGUCACGUUUCUUACCAAAGCUUGAGGUUUAUUUUAAUUGCUAGUUCACCCAUCAAUGGCUAAUGCAAGAGGUGCUACUCCAAGGGUUGGAGUAACAACAAGGGCACGGGCACGGGCACAAACUCCAGUUGUUGAAGAGAUUGUACCUAAUUCUGGAUGGACAGAGGACUCUGCAGGGCAUUAUCUUCUAGUUGAUCUUCCCGAAUUCAGGAAGGAGGAGGUGAAGCUUCAGGUUGAUAGCUAUGGCCGUAUCGUUGUAAAGGGAGAAAGGCAAGCAAAUGAGCAGAAACGUGUUCAUUUUCAGCUGGUUUUUCCAGUGCCGGUGGAUUCCGAUACGGAUAAGCUAGCCGGACAUUUUGAUGGUGGAAUCCUUUAUGUGACUGUCCCCAAGCGAGUAGCAGAAGAGAAGAACCAAGAAAGUGAAGCUGAGAAAGCUGGGAAUGGUGAUGUAGCUGAAGCUGAAAGAGCACAAGAACAUGAUAGCCAUGAACCUGUUGUUGAUCAUGAGAGGAGGGAUCCUAUGCCACAACAUGAAAACCAUACUGAGCAGGAGGAAGAAAGAAGAAGAAAUGAAAAUCCGCAGAUCCAAGAACUUUCUGAACAAGUCAUAAGGAAGUGGAAUCAAGAAUCCAUGCUCAGAAGUGCAAGGGUGGUUCUGAUAAAAAACAAAGGAAUUGUUAUAACGGCUGUCAUAGCCUUUUCCUUGGGUCUGUUCAUAUCUCGUAAAUUUGAUUUCUCAGCAGAACCCUAAAUCAAGUCCUUUGACCUGCAUCCAUUAAUGUAUAUCCCUCAAUUCAGGUCACUUUCCUUUUAUAUGUUUGUAUAGAAUAAAGCAUCAUGCAGAUAUUCAAACAUUAAUAAUAAUAUAUCUGCUUCAUCUUCUUCUUUUCCAGUUAGUCUUUAUAUCUGCAUUUGUAAUUUGAUUUAACUUAGCAUGUCUAAUUGAGUUAGUUGUGUGUGUUC